Molecule: messenger RNA, 720 nt
Organism: Lodderomyces jiufengensis
Lineage: Eukaryota; Fungi; Ascomycota; Pichiomycetes; Serinales; Debaryomycetaceae
Gene: MGE1
Product: Mge1p
Exons: 1
Coding region: 1-720 (239 amino acids)
Biological process (GO): protein import into mitochondrial matrix; protein folding
Cellular component (GO): PAM complex, Tim23 associated import motor
Molecular function (GO): adenyl-nucleotide exchange factor activity; protein-folding chaperone binding; protein homodimerization activity
Source: RefSeq, a predicted model, not a curated record
AUGCAAAGAUAUUUAAUACAAUGUAUAAAGAAACCAACGUUGUUGCGUAAUUCACCAGCUAUAAGAUCCCAUUUAAUAACUCCAAUAUGUUUUAGAUAUUCUCAAAAUAUUUCCCUUCGUUAUAAUUCUACUAAACCAGGAUCAGAAGAACCUGCUAAUGAAGUAAAAGAAGAAGCCAAUGCACCAGUUACAGAAGAACAAUCACAACCAGAAUCAACAGAAAGUCCUGAAUUAUUAGAAUUAAGAGAAAAAUUAGAUAAAAAAGAUAAAGAUCUUGCAGCUAUGAGAAAUCAUUAUACAAGAGCUAAAGCAGAUUUCCGUAAUUUACAAGAAACAACUAAAAAAGAAGUUCAAAAAGCAAAAGAUUUUGCAUUACAAAAAUUUGCAAAAGAAUUAUUAGAAUCAGUAGAUAAUUUUAAUUUAGCAUUGGAUCAUGUUAAAGAAGACACAUUAAAAACAAAUGAAGAAGUCAAAAAUUUAUAUGAUGGUGUUGAUAUGACAAGAAAUAUAUUUGAAAAAACUUUAGCUAAAUAUGGAGUUGAAAAAAUUGAUCCAAUGGGUGCUCAAUUUGAUCCAAAUUUACAUGAAGCUACUUUUGAAAUUGCUCAACCAGAUAAAGAACCAGGUACCGUAUUUUUUGUACAACAAACUGGUUAUACAUUAAAUAAUCGAGUUUUAAGACCUGCUAAAGUUGGUGUUGUAAAAUCUGAAGACAAUUAA